This is a messenger RNA of Eriocheir sinensis (Chinese mitten crab), 2479 nucleotides long. RefSeq lists its product as uncharacterized. Bases 204 to 2027 code for a protein of 607 amino acids. The record is from RefSeq and is a predicted model, not a curated record. NCBI's taxonomy places the organism in Eukaryota, Metazoa, Arthropoda, Malacostraca, Decapoda, Varunidae. The transcript has 5 exons.
UAGAAGUGCUGAAGGUGCUGAGUGCUGAGCGUGGUUCCUUCCUCUCUCAGCGCCCCCCCCCCCUCCUCCCCUACUCCCCCUUACCUCCUGCUCCCCCUGUGGUGCAAUGGAGGGGUCAGUUGGAGGAGCGGGGAGGUAAGGGGACGGAGGGUGAGAGGGGAGGAAAAAACAGCUGGAGACCGAGACGCAGAGACGCUCCCGACAUGGCCAAGCUGCUGGAGUCGUCGCACCACUGGAUGGGGACCUCGAUGGCCGGAGGCGAGACGGUCACUCGGGGGUGUCUUAACGUUGACCGGAUUUUGUUUUUCCCCUCAAGCAACACCAACCACAACACCACCAACAACACCUCCCACGCAACACCCUAUGGUGGCGGGUCUGUCUUCCCCACCAUGUUCGCCGACACGCCCGCCGAGGCCCCGGUCCCCGCUGCCUCCUCGCCCACCACCACCACCACCACUGCCGUCACCGCCAGCAAGCUGCUGCCGCCUCAGAAGUUCCAGACGUCGUCCGUGGCACUGACCCGCGGUGAAGACAGCGCCGCUAAUCUCACGCGUAGCACUUCUGAUGGCGGGGGUGGCGGCCCGCCGCCCACCGACGCCCAUCCUUCCCCUGCCACCUCAACCCCCAGCUCCAGCACCGCCGUCACCAAGACUGACACUAACACCAGCAUCACCAACAUGGCCUCCACCUGCAUCAAAAACCACAAGAAGCCCUCCACUACAAGCCUCGCCGCCGCCCCGGGUGAGGCAGCGGACCACACCUCGGCAGUCCUCGCCUUGGCCAGCCACUUCCCUGGCAGCGUCAAAGCCUCGCGUGGCCGCGUCAGCCCAACGCCGGGCAUGGUCGUCGGCGGUGCCGUAGCCAGCGCUGGUGUCCUUACGUCGUCGAGGGACGAGGGCGGUGGCGGCGUGAGGGCUGUGGAAUGUAGUUGGGACGACUUGCGGGGUGCCAUCUCGGCUCCAAAGUCCGGGGCUUCGCGGUGGACACAGAACGACUUGAUGGCGGCCCUGACGCUGGUGAAGGCUGGGACACCCAUCAAGCCGGCGGCAGAGCGGUGCAACAUCCCGGUCAUGACGCUGUGGCGCCGUACCCGAGCACUGGGCAUCGUCUCCUCCAAAGUGCAGUGCGGCUUCCGCUAUCCAGCCGCCCGCCGGCGACCCAGGGCGGACCAGGAGAGCGGUGGCCACGCUAAGACGGACGCUGAACUCAACCUUCCUGUCAAAACCGAGGCAGAUCCCUUUCCGGUUCACAAGACGGAGGCGGACGUUGCAACAAAGAACCAGAGUGAAGGCGGCUUCCUGCGAUGCCCCAGCGCUUCGUGGACUGUAGCCACAACCCGCGCCGGGCCUCUGCGGGAGAUGACAGUCCACGCCCCGCGUCGCCUCGCCUCGCGGGAGAGCAGCCCACGACCCACCGGCCGCGAAAACAGUCCCCUGCCGGCCGGCAAAGCGUGCAGCUCCAGGGCGGCGCCCACCAGCGUCAGCGUCACCCAAACGACCAGAAAGAGCUAUCGAACGACUCACGAAGGCAACACAACCACCGCAGAGCAAUGUUCCAACCCUCCGCAGAGCGUCAUAGAGGACAGCCAAGUCCCUCAGGAUCACGCCCAGGCAGAGCCCGAUGCCGCCCUAAACCCAGCAAGUGAAGGCAAAUCCCGUGGGAGCCAAGACGCUGCCAGGGACCCUGCGGCAAGGUCCACGGCGGGAGGGGAUGAGGGUGACGCCGUCGCUGUGCCCCAGCUACUGACAACAUCCUCCUCUGGGCGGUCAGAGAGGUUCCGAGCGUGGGUGGACAUUGUACUGGAGGGCGCGGGAAACCAGAAACAUCAGCAACAAGAACAGCAGCAGCAGCAGGAGACGCCGCAGGACCUGUCGACGCACCACCAGCGGCCUUCAGUCUCCAUCACAGAAACGUCAACCCUCACAACUGUUGUCGCAACCACCACCAGCGGCCCCACCGCCGCCGCCGCCGCCACCGUCGCCGCCACUUUGGAUACACCACAGUCUUCCUCGACCGUCCAGCAAUGAGCCGCCGCCGAUUCCCCAAGAGGCAGGAGGCGACUAGGCGGAGAUGCCGCGGCGUCUGGAUGAUGCUGAGAGGGCGGCGGAGGCUCACACGCCAGCCUGGCACCGCAGUGUUGGAUGUUGGCAAAUAUUAGGCUUGUGUUGUCAUCCCAAUUAUGUCUACAAUGCCCCUGAAAAAGCUCUCCACUCACCAGCGUCCCCUGCCCCCUCUCCCCACUCCCUCUCCUCCAAACCCUUGACAACUCCCUACCCCCGCACGCCCCCCUCCCCAGCCCGCCCCACGCUGGCCGGCCUUCAACGCACCUUCAGACACCUCCGUCGCCACCUGUUGAGCCUCGAACCUUCCCCAAGAAUCAUAAAAGGAUUAAAAACGAUGUAAAAUUGCUCAUGAAAACCCUCGCCUUCCAACCCCAUGCCCCGCCCUGCCUCACGCCGCCCCCCCUCCCCCACUCGCG